Messenger RNA from Nicotiana tabacum (common tobacco), 363 nucleotides. Lineage: Eukaryota; Viridiplantae; Streptophyta; Magnoliopsida; Solanales; Solanaceae. The record is from RefSeq and is a predicted model, not a curated record.
AUGGCACCUGAUAGGGAUAUUGAUUCUGGUAUUAUUUUGGUGGCAAGCAUGCAACCUAUCUCUAUUCCUCUGUAUCGCUUGGGUCCAGCCACUAAGAAGCACGGGCAACAUUUGAGGAUUGUGCUUUCGAUUUUGAGCGAGAAGAAGUUGUAUGCUAAGUUCUCCAAGUGGGAGUUUUGCUUUGACUUGGUGGCCUUCUUGGGUCAUGUGGUAUAUAGAGAUGAGAUCAAGGUGGACCUGAAGAAGAUUGAGGCGGUUCAGAAUUGGCCCCGACCUUCUACCACUACAGAGAUGAGAAGCUUCUUUGGUUUGCCUGGUUACUAUAGUUGCUUCGUUGAGGGAUUCCCAUUUAAUGAAACCUGA